AUGGAAGAAUUUGAGCAAAAGUACUUCCCACCUGAAGCAAGAGAUCGCUUAGCUCAAGAAUUUCUCCGACUUGAGCAAGGAGAAAAGAGUGUAAGGGAGUAUGAAGCAGAAUUUAUGAGACUUCAGCGUUAUGUCUCAUAUUGCAAUGUGGAUGAUAAGGCCUUGGUGAGGCAAUUCAUGCAAGGUCUGAAACCGGAGAUAGGAAGUCGACUUCAGUCAGCCACUUUCACCAACCCCCAUGAGAUAAUAGAGAGAGCAGUGAAUGUGGAGGCAUAUCUACUUAAGGAGAAGGCUGCUUGGAAUAAACGAAAGAUAGAAUCCAAGACAGCAAGCAAGGCAAAGAAGGCAAACCAGUCAUCCAACCAACCUAAUCCCAGUAAAGGUGGACAACCAUCUGGAGAUGAAAAUAAGAAAUGUUAUACAUGUGGAAAGAUGGGACAUGUCGCGCGGAUGUGUUACCGUAAUAGGCCGGCAGGAGCUUCGGCUAAAUGUUUCUCAUGUGGUGAGCAAGGGCAUUACUCAAAUGCCUGUCCUCGUAAGGCUGGUGGUGCAGCAAAAGGCGCUGACAAGGAAGCAUCGACCCGACCAAUGAAAGAAUCCCCGGCUAACCGGCUAACUAACACGGGUAAGGUGUAUGCUUUAGAAUCAGGACCAUCAAACCCGUCGGGACAAACCCAAGGUCCCAUUACAGGUAGUAACCUGACACAUGUUUUGUUUGAUUCGGGAGCGACACAUAGUUUUGUGACUCCUGAAGUAGCAUCUCGUUUUGGGGAUGCCUAUAAGAUAGGAUUGGUGGAGGUUAAUAUAUUAACCCCUGGAGACCAAGUCCUUAAGGCAUCCCGUGUAGUUUUCGGUGUGCCUGUUGAAUUGCAGGGAGACACCUUGAAGGCUGACCUACUAGUCCUACCACUAGCCCGCUUUGAAGUCUUUUGGAGCAUUCUGGAGCAUAUGGGACAUGAGGAGCAUGGAGGGACUUGGCACAUGGAAGCAGCUCAACUGGAUACGCAAAGGAAGAAGGGAGAAGCCAUCUUGAAGACCAGCUCGACCGUCACUCGACCAACCGGUCGAGUUCCUCAACUCGACCGGCCAAGCUUCAACUCGAUCGAGCUGAGAAGUCAACAGUCAAACCCGAAAAAUGUGUAUGCGAACUCGAUCGAGUCGGUCUACAGAAGACUUGGUCGAGCUAGACUUACAACGGGUAGAAAGAGGGUUCAGAGGUCACAGAGGGUACAAGAGGAACCUGAGGUGCUUGUUGCUGAUACAAUGGAUGUACCAGAGGGGAAUGGAAACCCUUUGGGCAAUGGACUCGGUCGAGCUAGGCAAACUCGACCGAUUGGUCAAGGAGAUGCUCCAAACCGCCACCAACAGAGACAAGGGAUUGUUCCACCACCAGUGCAGAACCACAACUUUGAGAUCAAGCUGGGAAUGAUCAACCUUGUCCAGAACAAGAUGUUCCAUGGAUUGCCAAGUGAAGACCCCAUUGACCACCUUGAUGAGUUUGAUAGGCUUUGUGAUUUGACAAAGAUCAAUGGUGUCUCUGAAGAUGCCAUCAAGCUGAGACUCUUUCCUAUGUCUCUAGCUGACAAAGCUCACCAAUGGGAGAAGAGCUUGCCCCAUGGCACAAUCACCACUUGGGAUGAAUGCAAGAAGGCCUUUCUUGCUAAGUUUUUCUCCACCGGUCGCACAGCCAAGCUUAGAGGAGAGAUAUCCAGCUUCAUCCAGCGAAACAAUGAGACAUUCGCAGAGGCUUGGGAGAGGUUCAAAGGCUACACAAGUCAGUGCCCACACCAUGGAUUCAACAAUGAAUCACUACUCUCCACUCUUUAUAGAGGAUGCUUGCCUAGGUAUAGGGAGAUGCUAGACACAGCUAGCAAUGGGAACUUCCUCAACCAGGAUGUAGAUGAUGGCUGGCAACUUGUGGAGAACAUGGCCAUAUCAAAGAAUGCUAUGGAGAGCAGUAUGAGUACAGACUGGAGCUCGACCGCGCACUCGAUCGAGCUGGACGCUCAGAUGAGAAAAGACAUGCUUGCACUCAAUCGAAGUUGGACAAACUGA
This is a messenger RNA of Microthlaspi erraticum, 2055 nucleotides long. NCBI's taxonomy places the organism in Eukaryota, Viridiplantae, Streptophyta, Magnoliopsida, Brassicales, Brassicaceae. The record is from the annotation of a GenBank genome assembly.